GACAAUACAAACGGGUUAUUCUUCACAAGUUUGAAUUUGCUUACUUUUUUUGGUCCAAACAGAAAAAGCAAAGAAAACUGUCCUGGUUCCUGAUUGGCAGGCCGAUGUGAGGAGAAUGGACAUUAUCAAAGUUGUCAGAUCCAGGUGAUGCCCUUUGAACAGCUGGAGAAACAAAUAUUGAGCAGAUGAAAUGGGGUGUAACUGUUCAUCUCAAGGGUCUACAGAUCAGACACUAUACACGAUCAUCUACACCCUCAGCGCCGUUCUCUCCUUCACCAUCCUUGUGUUCACAGUGCUGGGGGCCAUAUGUCUCACAAAAUACCGAUCCUCCAUCAAGACCAUCAGAGAGCUGCGGCACAACAGGCUGCUCAUGGGUGCUGUGCCUCAGCUAGACCCUCCCCUCAUACCUGUGAGGUCGAUUCAAGUAGAGGAGGAAGAGCAGGAGUGCCCUCCCCAAACUCCACUCCGACCCAGCAUGUCAGUCAGGUCUCCAUCCAAGAAGCUGUGGAAAAGCCUGCAGCAGGAUCCUCCUUUCACCAAGUCAGACCUGAACCUUCUGCAGCUCAUCAAAGCAGGAAAGGAGGGUGUCUUCUACCAGGCCAGGAUGACCAGAGGGACAUGUAAAGGUCACAACAUGUUCACCUGUAAGAUCAGCAAGGAAGGUGUCCGUCUCAAACACGUGGACAUGGAAGUUUCCAUCAUGAGAAAACUGAUGCACCACAAGAACAUCCUCCAGUUACUGGACUGGAACACCACUGAGGAGCCGUACGUUCUGAUCAUGGAGUAUGUGAGCUAUGGCACUCUGAGGACCUUCCUGCAGACAAAUAGAGGCCACCUUAGUGCAGACCCUGAGCUGCAGAGCCUCCUCACCAUUGCCUCCUACCACAUUGCUCUGGCCAUGCAGCACCUGCGCUCCAAAAUGAUUAUCCACUGUGACUUGGCUCUGAGGAAUGUCAUGGUCAACAAGUUCCCCUGGGAGGUGAAAGUGGCUGAGUUUGGUCUUGCCCGAGACUUAACGCGCAUGACAAGCCGCCGCAGCAGUCGCUGGAGAAACCCACGUCAACGGGUUCCACUGCGCUGGUACCCGCCUGAGUACUUCAAAAACAACUACUACAGCUUCAAGGGAGAUGUGUGGGCGUUUGGCGUUGUGCUGUGGGAGAUGCAGACAUUUGGUACUUUGCCAUAUCCAAACCUGGAGACGUCAGAGCAAGUGGUGUACCACAUCUGUAUGGGUCACAGAAAUACAAACCCAGAAGGCUGCAGACCAGAGAUGCUUCAUAUCAUGCGAGACUGCUGGCAGGAGCCGCACACCCUGAGGCCCUCCUUCACAGACAUCGUCUGUAUGCUGGAGAACAUCAUGGAAAAUGAUGCAGACUACGUGGAUGUGGAGGGCCCACAGCAUGUGGUGACAGAUGAGGCCGAAUAUCAGGAAAACAAAAGAUUACGAGCCGCCAGCGUCAGCUUGGGGGAUAGAUAAAAAAUUUUAAAUGAUCCAGUCUAGUAUAUAUUUACAAAUAUCUAAGAUGAACAGUUUAAGUCAUAAGUGACACAUCAAGCA
Messenger RNA from Archocentrus centrarchus (flier cichlid), 1558 nucleotides. RefSeq names its product tyrosine kinase receptor Cad96Ca. Bases 191 to 1477 code for a protein of 428 amino acids. Gene Ontology annotation, cellular component: signaling receptor complex; plasma membrane. Gene Ontology annotation, biological process: endothelial cell differentiation; protein phosphorylation; positive regulation of kinase activity. The transcript is spliced from 12 exons. Gene Ontology annotation, molecular function: vascular endothelial growth factor receptor activity; ATP binding; growth factor binding. The record is from RefSeq and is a predicted model, not a curated record. NCBI's taxonomy places the organism in Eukaryota, Metazoa, Chordata, Actinopteri, Cichliformes, Cichlidae.